GGUUCGCUUAGUCGAUUGGCUGUCAAGGUUGUUUGUCAGGAAGCCCGGCUCUCCUAUUGGACAGUCGAGCCCGGACACGUCGAGCGGCUCUGUUGUGUGUGUGUAUGUGUAGAAAACAAGCCGAGCUGGCAGUGCGUCUCCCAUUGGCUUCGCGCGCUUCGAGCGGGCGUGGCCUCUCCUCAUGAAUAACCACUACGCCACCCACUGUCGCCAUGGCAACAUGCAAAUUUAGCCGCUGCGCCGCCGGUGAUUGGCGGGCGCCGCCUUGGCGGGCCCGGGGGCGGCGCCGGGGCGGAGAGCCGGGCAGGGAAGGGAAGAUGGCGGCGGCGGAGCGGAGCAGAUCCCCGGUUCCCGGGGGGUCCCCGGUGCCGGCCUGUAUGUUCGCCCCGGAGCCCGGCUCCCCGGGCGGACGGCCUCGCGUGGCUGCGGCCGCCUGUCCCCUCCGCGCAGCCUUCGACGGCGAGGACGGCGAGGCGCUCAACGGCGAGCCCGAGAUCGACCUCACCAGUAAGCUGGUGAUGGUGAGUCCAACUUCAGAGCAGUAUGACAGUUUGCUCCAGCAGAUGUCAGAGAGGAUUGAUGAGGGAUGUGGGGAGACCAUCUAUGUCAUUGGACAAGGAUCAGAUGGGACUGAGUACGGGCUGAGUGAGGCAGACAUGGAGGCGUCCUACGCCACGUUGAAGAGCAUGGCAGAGCAGAUCGAGGCAGACGUGAUCCUCCUGAGGGAGCACCAGGAGGCCGGGGGCAAGGUGCGCGACUACCUGGUUCGGAAACGUGUGGGUGACAACGACUUCCUGGAGGUCAGGGUAGCAGUGGUUGGCAAUGUGGACGCAGGGAAGAGCACCUUGCUGGGUGUCUUGACUCACGGCGAGUUAGACAAUGGCCGGGGCUUUGCUCGGCAAAAGCUCUUCCGCCACAAGCACGAGAUUGAGUCAGGCCGCACCAGCAGUGUGGGCAAUGACAUUCUGGGCUUCGACAGCGAGGGCAACGUGGUGAACAAACCUGACAGCCACGGUGGCAGCUUGGAAUGGACAAAGAUCUGCGAGAAAUCCACCAAGGUCAUUACUUUCAUUGACCUGGCUGGUCACGAAAAAUACCUGAAAACCACCGUCUUUGGCAUGACCGGCCACUUGCCUGACUUCUGCAUGCUUAUGGUUGGGAGUAAUGCUGGGAUUGUUGGAAUGACCAAGGAGCACUUAGGCCUGGCGCUUGCACUUAACGUUCCUGUCUUUGUUGUGGUGACCAAGAUUGACAUGUGCCCUGCCAACAUCCUGCAAGAAACCCUGAAGCUGUUACAGCGACUGCUGAAGUCCCCAGGGUGCAGGAAGAUUCCCGUGCUGGUUCAGAGCAAGGAUGAUGUCAUUGUAACAGCCUCCAACUUCAGCUCAGAGAGGAUGUGCCCAAUUUUCCAGAUUUCAAAUGUUACUGGGGAGAAUCUAGAUUUGCUGAAGAUGUUUCUUAAUCUCUUGUCUCCACGGACCAGUUACAGGGAAGAAGAACCAGCAGAAUUCCAGAUAGAUGAUACUUACUCUGUCCCGGGUGUAGGAACAGUUGUCUCCGGGACGACACUGAGAGGCCUGAUCAAGCUAAAUGACACCCUGCUGCUGGGGCCAGAUCCCCUUGGCAACUUCCUCCCUAUUGCUGUCAAGUCCAUCCACCGCAAGAGGAUGCCCGUCAAGGAGGUGCGGGGAGGCCAGACUGCCUCCUUUGCCUUGAAGAAGAUCAAGCGUUCUUCCAUCCGGAAAGGCAUGGUAAUGGUGUCACCCCGCCUGAAUCCACAAGCGUCGUGGGAGUUCGAAGCAGAGAUUCUGGUGCUCCAUCACCCCACCACCAUCAGCCCACGAUACCAGGCCAUGGUGCAUUGUGGCAGCAUCCGUCAGACAGCCACGAUUCUCAGCAUGGACAAGGACUGCCUGCGGACAGGGGACAAAGCCACGGUGCACUUCCGCUUCAUCAAAACCCCGGAAUAUUUACACAUAGACCAGCGGCUGGUCUUCCGGGAAGGCCGCACCAAAGCUGUGGGUACCAUCACCAAGCUACUCCAGACCACCAAUAACUCACCAAUGAACUCCAAGCCACAGCAGAUCAAGAUGCAGUCAACGAAGAAGGGAGCUGUUACGAAACGAGAGGAUGGUGUUCCUGCCGCUGGGGCGGCAGCUGGAGGCCCGGCAGCUGGGGAUGAGGCCCCCUCAACAGCUGCAGCACCACUGACACCUACUGCCCUGCAACCAUUGUCAAAAGUCGGAGGAGGAGGCCGUCGACGUGGGGGUCAGCGCCAUAAAGUGAAAUCUCAGGGAGCCUGUGUGACUCCUGCCAGUGGCUGCUGAAUUUCGUAUUCCUCCUCUCUCUGAAGAAUUCCUCCCCAUCCCUUCAUUUCUUAUCCAAAAGAUCCAGAGCAGCGUAAACCAAAACCCAUCCCAGCUGAUUGGCUGCAGAAGAAUCGUCCCUCCUCCCUGCAGAAAGCGAUGGAGAGGAGCAUAAUUUAUAAGCUAAUGAAGGUGAUAAGACAGAGAACUGAGUAACUGACACCUUCCUCCUCCCCCUGUUGACACAUUUUUGUACAUCAUGGGCUUAGUUUUUAUUCUUAUUAGUUUUUAUUAUAUUUUGUGUGCAUGAAGAUGAGAGGAGUCUGGAUAGAGCUGCAAAGAGCCAGUUAGUUGCCUCCCUCCUCCCUCACCCCUUUCUGUCCACAGAACUUGCUGCUCUCCCCUAUUUGCUGUCUCAGAUCCAGGGGUUAUCAGAUGCCUGAAAUUUCAGACUUGCAAAGGUUAAAACAGGUUGUUUAGGAUGGCUCCAUGGAGCAUCGUUUCAUCACCACUGUGGCCUUGUGCCAAAUAUGUUUUGGAUUCCCUCCCUCUUAAACUAUUUCUAAGUGGAUUUAAUUUAAUGUUGUAAUGACUGAAGUUUGAAGGAGAUGGUGAGAAAGUUCCUUAGUUGGAGAUCUAAGAGGGAAACAAAUUGGAAAGCAGUUGUAGAUGUUAAGUUCAGGGAUCCUAUGCUCAAUAUCCUCAAAUAAUGUUGAAAGCACUUAAAAUUUUAACUGGCGACAGAGUUAAAUGGGCAGACAUUUACCCACCCAGUUCCCCUUCCCAUCGUGCUGCUUUUCCCAGUGUUUGUUCAGUGCACAUUGGAGCAAAUCUAAGGUGCCUCCUGAGGCUGCAGCAGCUCCACUGACAGUAUUAAGAACAGUGCAGGAGCACUCAGUCCGUCCCUUGAGCCAGAGAAAGCCUUCUCACCUCGACGGACAGAGGUCACAGGUGGUAAGAUACCUUUGGAACAGAGACACCAAGCUAACAUGACCUCCCCUUGAUUUUGUUUACUCCAAGAUUUCCAAAACCUUUUUGGAACUCACUGGCCAAACUUUGCCAUGGCAGAAGCAGGAUUUGUCUUCUCCCCUCUUGGCCAAAGAGGGCAGUGACAAAUUGGUACCAAAUUUACAGGUGUGCUUUCAAGGUUGGAAGUACAUGGUAAUUUUUCUGACUUAAACUGAUUUUUUUUUUUAAGAUCUUAUUUUUCUUAAUGAGAAAUUGUGGCUUCUCCAAGAAGGCCCUGCAAGGACAGUUUACAAAUUACUGUUAGAAUGGUUUUUUUAACCAUUUAAUGAGUUUUUAAAGUGAUUGAUUCCCUGCUUAUUUUGAUCUCUUUUCUUCUAACCCUGCCUCUUCCCUUGGCUCCGGUGAGGACAGGAAUUAUCCUCUGCCAGCUUGUGGUGAGCUCUGGGAGCAUGGUGACAUUUUGAGGAGGAGGUGGCAUCCUCAGCAAAUCAUGGCUCCCCCCAGCAGGCACGGUCAGGCUCGGUUUCUCUGAGGGCUUCUUCCUCCAAUGAAGGACUUUUAUUUUAAUCAGAGAGAGACUGCAAAGUUUCUGUCCCUCCUUAGCGGGUUGUUCCUGUUCCUCACUCUGUGUCACCUGUGUGUUUUUCGUUCCAGCUCACCUUGUGACUCGGGGUAGGUCUCCAGGCCGGCUGAGAGGCAAAGCGCAUCUCCCGCUGCCAACACCAGCACUCCAAGAGCAUUAAGCGGCACGGGAGAGGCAAGAAACGUGGUUUGGAGACCAGGGUCCUUUGCCUUAGAGACUGCAGUGGGUGGAAGGGGGAGGUCAGACAGUCCUUUUCCAAGCUUUGUGCCUAAAUACCAGCACUCUCCUGGCCAGGGAGGAACUAUAGGCGGCUACAACACUAAUAGCACCCGCAUUGUGAGGGGGUGUGAGGUGUGGCUGAGCAGGGCACGAGGGCUUGGCUUGUUUGUCUUCUGGCCCUGUAGCAGCAUCAAACUGCAUCUGAUUUCACUGCCCUCUGCUUCUGAGGGGAGCAGGGAGCUCCAGGCGGUUUUCUCUUUCUCCAUUCCUUGUGCUCCAAAUGAAGGAGACUGCCGAGACUGAAAGAAGGUUCACUUCAAUUUGUGCAAAGGAGGUGGUGUGAUCUCUCUUUUGUGACCAGCAUUUACAGAUCACUCAGGCUGGUGUGAUCUAUAAAAUAAAUUUUAAAAAAGUUUGUUCCAAG
This is a messenger RNA of Onychostruthus taczanowskii (white-rumped snowfinch), 4501 nucleotides long. RefSeq names its product GTP binding protein 1 (gene GTPBP1). NCBI's taxonomy places the organism in Eukaryota, Metazoa, Chordata, Aves, Passeriformes, Passeridae. The record is from RefSeq and is a predicted model, not a curated record. Gene Ontology annotation, biological process: translational elongation. The coding region runs from base 213 to 2327 and encodes 704 amino acids. Gene Ontology annotation, molecular function: GTP binding; GTPase activity; translation elongation factor activity. The transcript is spliced from 12 exons.